AUGGCGUCAACCUCGGUACCCGUGUCACGGUACAUCGUGCAACGUAGCAGCCUCAACGGCAGUCGAACCGCCGCAUCGACAGCAAGAUGGGCGUCGAGAGGACUCACCCGCCCAGUUUCCUACUCAGUCACGCCGCCCACAACCCGCUCAAGAUGCUCGCCAGCAAUGAUAGCCACCAUACCCCGUAGCACCAGCACCAGCACCAGCACCAACCCCGCCGCCCCAUUCAGCACCAGCUCGAGGCUACGCAGACCGCAGGCCGAGGCCGAAGAAGGGGGGGGGGAGCCCGAAGCAUUCGACCCGUCGACUAUUGAACGCGAAUCGGACGAGGUAGACGUGUGCAUCGUGGGUGGCGGGCCGGCCGGUCUGAGCGCCGCCAUCCGCCUAAAGCAGCUGGCCAACGAGGCGGGCAACGAGGACUUCCGUGUGCUGGUGCUGGAGAAGGCCGGCGAUCUGGGCGCGCACAUCCUCUCGGGAGCCGUGAUACAGCCUUCGGCCAUAGAGGAGCUGAUACCGGACUGGCUGGAUGAGGGGAACCCGGACCGGUUCGAGCACGCCACGCCCGCGGGGGACGACAAGAUGCGCUUCCUGACCAAGACGCUCUCGAUACCGAUCCCGGCCCCGCCGCAGAUGAGCAAUCACGGCAACUACAUCGUCAGCCUGAACCAGUUCGUCAAGUGGCUGGGCGAGAGGGCCGAGGAGCUGGGCGUCGAGGUGUACCCGGGCUUCGCCGCGGCCGAGGUGCUGUACGACGCGGCCGACGGGUCCGUCAGGGGCGUGGCCACCAACGACCUGGGCAUCGCGCGCGACGGCCAGCCCAAGGAGGCCUUUGAGAGGGGCAUGGAAUUCCACGCCAAGGUCACCAUGUUCGGCGAGGGCUGUCACGGCAGCCUGACCAAGCAGGUCAUGGCCAAGUUCGACCUGCGCAGCGACAGCGACCCGCAGACCUACGGCCUGGGCAUCAAGGAGGUCUGGGAGGUGGACCCGGCCAGGUUCCGGAAGGGCGAGGUGGCGCACUCGAUGGGGUACCCGCUGUCCAAGGACGUGUACGGCGGGUCCUUCAUGUACCACUUUGGCGACAACCUCGUCAGCCUGGGGCUCGUCGUGGCCCUCGACUACGAGAACCCGUGGAUCUCGCCCUACCAGGAGUUCCAGAAGCUCAAGCUGCACCCCAUGUUCCGCGAGGUCCUCGAGGGUGGCAGGUGCAUCUCGUACGGGGCGCGCGCCCUGGUCGAGGGCGGCUUCCAGUCCAUCCCCAAGGUGGCCUUUCCCGGCGGGGCCCUGAUCGGCGACUCGGCCGGCUUCGUCAACGUGCCCAAGGUCAAGGGCACGCACAACGCCAUGAAGACGGGCAUGAUGGCGGCCGAGGCGGCCUGGUCGGCCCUGGGCAGCCCCGGCCCCGGCUCCGGCGAGGCCGGUAGCAGCGCCUCCGCCGAUGGCACCGUGUUCCUGUACGAGUACGAGGCCAAGCUCCGCGAUUCCUCCGUGUGGAAGGAGCUGAGGGAGGUGCGCAACAUGCGCCCAUCCUUCCACACGCCCCUCGGCCUGUACGGCGGCAUCAUGUACUCGGGCCUGGAGGCCUACGUACUCAAGGGCCGGACCCCGUGGACCUUCAAGCACAAGCACCCGGACUACGCCUCCACCAAGCCGGCCGACAGGUUCCCCAAGAUCGAGUACGACAAGCCCGACGGCGAGAUCACCUUCGACAUACUCACCAGCGUGUCGCGCACGGGAACCAACCACGAGGAGGACCAGCCUGUCCACCUCCAGGUCAAGGACUGGGACAAGCACAAGGACGAGACGUACCCGGCCUUCAAGGGUCUCGAGAACAGGUUCUGCCCUGCCGGCGUGUACGAGUACGUUGAGGAUCCGUCCAAGGAGCAUGGCGUUCGCUUCCAGAUCAAUUCGCAAAAGUGA
Geosmithia morbida is the source of this 1917-nucleotide messenger RNA. RefSeq names its product electron-transferring-flavoprotein dehydrogenase. Gene Ontology annotation, biological process: electron transport chain. Lineage: Eukaryota; Fungi; Ascomycota; Sordariomycetes; Hypocreales; Bionectriaceae. The transcript has a single exon. The record is from RefSeq and is a predicted model, not a curated record. Gene Ontology annotation, cellular component: mitochondrial inner membrane. Bases 1 to 1917 code for a protein of 638 amino acids. Gene Ontology annotation, molecular function: iron-sulfur cluster binding; electron-transferring-flavoprotein dehydrogenase activity.